This is a messenger RNA of Adelges cooleyi (spruce gall adelgid), 1944 nucleotides long. RefSeq names its product androgen-dependent TFPI-regulating protein-like. Lineage: Eukaryota; Metazoa; Arthropoda; Insecta; Hemiptera; Adelgidae. Gene Ontology annotation, cellular component: endomembrane system; membrane. The transcript is spliced from 6 exons. The record is from RefSeq and is a predicted model, not a curated record. Bases 282 to 1007 code for a protein of 241 amino acids.
UUUAUUGUUUUCGUUAAUUGGAUCACGUACCAGACGAAGAUGAGCAAAGGGCGUAUUUAAGCCAAAUAAACCAUCAUCAACUAAACAUACUGUAGAAAAUGAAAACAAAACAAAGAGGUCUCCCCACUUCUUAGUAGAACGUGAUCUCCUUCUGAGUACAUCAAUUGACCCAAGGUGUUUGGUAGCUGUAGUCAGUAGUGACAUACAAACCCACGACACUGCGGCAAACAUCGGCCACCGACUCCUAUCACCUGGCCCCGACCAAGCAAACAGGUUUUAAAAUGUCGGUGUAUCCGAUUUUGCUGCAUACAGUAGCAUGUGGAUGGUAUGCAUUUUUUUGGAAUGAGUUCUUAUCAAUUUCUAAAGAGGAUACAGAAGAAUGGCAUCCCAGGUACCAAGAUAUACAUGAAUUAGGAUGUAGAUACCUCACCAACUGGAAUUUGUUUAUGCAAACGUUAUACUUCAGUGGCUGUUUACUUCACGAUCUCAUGAAAAUUUUCAAAGGACCAAAUUGGCUUAAAUUAGGAACCAAAUUUCAAAUUUUACUGUCUGGUAGCUUUUCCUCUCUUAUACUACCUACUGGAAUAUUUGUAUCGGUGACAUUUUGGACCAUGUACGGCAUUGAUCGCGAGAUUGUUUAUCCAAAACUAAUUGACGACGUCAUACCAUAUUGGCAAAACCACGGAAUGCACACUGUGAUAUUACCCUUUGUUUUCGCUGAAGUAAUGACUACCAAACACAGAUUUUUGCCUGUGAAAGUUCUAGCAACGAUCCUUAUUUCAUUCGAAUUGCUUUACGGAAUUGUAUUUUUGGAAACCUACGUGGAAAAAGGCCGUUGGGUGUACCCUCUCUUCGGAAUGUUAAGCUUACCAGUAUCAAUAGCCGUAAUGAUAUUUUUGCUGUUCCUCUUAACUGUAUGUUUAUUUGUCGGUAUCUUCAUUCAAAAUCAACUGUGGGGUGAAGAAGAAAAGAAAGGAUACAAAAAACCUGUAAAAAAAUCAAAAUAAAUCAAUUUUCCUAAUAUAUAUAGUAUUAAGUAUUUUCCAUACUUAUGUCAUGUUUUUAUUUGAUUAAGAUAUACUGCUUUACAAAUAACUUUGUUAAGUACCUAUUGGAAAAUCACAAUAUUGAUAUAUUAUUUCGGACAGGAAGUGGGUUGUUAAAUGCUUAACAAAAUUGCUACUUGGUCGAGUUAAAUUGAAGAGUACAGGGAAAAAACCAGCAAAGUCACUUUUUAAAAAUGGCAAUUUUUGUUAUAAAAUUCGUUUUGAUACAAAACGAAUCUGUUCUUCACUUUUUAGCACGAUAAUAAACAAAAAUAUACAAUAUUUUUAAAAGUUUUAAGUAUUUCUUUAACAUUUUAAAACAUAUUUUAGCAUUACUUAAACAUGUUUUUCUUAGAUUAGAAAAAAGUGACUUUGCUGGUUUUUUCCUUGUACCCUUCAAUUAUGAUAACUAAAUUAUUUAUACUUUAAUGUAUAAAUAUAACGUUAAUUGUAUAUAUCUGUGUGUAGUAACUAUGUAAUGUGUAAUAAUCUUGAUUUGUAUAAAAUUAUUGUUUAUUUGAAGCUAUUAUUUUUAUAACUAUUUAAACCAUUUUAUACAAUAGGUAUUUAUUAUAAACGUCUGUUAUGUUGUUAUAUUAUUUUGUUUUGUAGCUUACUAUUUAUUUAUUGUAUAAUAAUGGAUACAUCGUGUUUAUUUUCCCUUUAUUUGUGAUUAUUGUAUUUUUGUUUACUCUAAAUGUGUAUGUACAUUAUAUAAUCAAUAGCAAAUGUACUAAAUUAGAUGUUAGGCAAGACCAAUUUCAGCCGAUUUUUUUCGUUAUGAUAACCGGUGUCGUUGUUGGUGUCGGUUUUUUCGUUAUGAUAAGCGGUAACGAUUUUUCCGUUUAUGUGCCAAAGCAAAGACAAUAAAAAUGUCAAUACUGUUUUAAGUGAUUAA